AUGAAUCUGACGAUUUUAAGCAAAGAAUUAUGCAAAUUAUCAACAGCAAAUCAAAAAGUAAACGAAUUCACCGGAAGGUUGCACGAAUUACAUGUUGCCCUCAAUGAAUUCCAAGGAAUUUGCAUAUUUAUUACUCAGUGUGAAAAAUUAAAUGGCGAGCUGGAAGGUGAACGUCGAUCACAUGCUGACGAGUUGCGACAAAUUAAUCAGGAUAUAAAUCAUUUGGAAGAUACUUUCAAAAGUUUGAAAAGUGGAAAUGAUGCUAGAAAAGAUAGUAUUGCGCAAAAGUAUCGUGAGAUUGAGCGGGAUUUGAAUCACACUAAUGAGAUUUUAUGCGAAAGCGGUAUUUCGGAAACAAAUUUGCUGACAAAUGAAAUGCUUUUCCCAUCACAAUUUGAUGAAGUGAUCGACAACAGUGCUGCAAAUCAUUUGGCUCUAACGACACCGCUUGUCUUGAAUCAGUUAUCGCACCUUUCAUUCUUGGAAAUGCUAAAUCGGCAUCGGAAUCAUAUUCUGGAAGCUUCCGAUCGAAUUUUAUAUACAUCCGGUGGUGUAACAGCCACAGCUACUGUUUCUAUGAACAGCAUUAUAUCGGCUAUAAGUGAACCAGCCAAGAUGAAGAAAUGUCAGUCCUGUGAACAACUCAUCCAUCGAAAUGCUCCCAUAUGUCCACGUUGUAAGACGAAAAGUCGAUCGAAAUAUUCAAAAAGAUCCCGAAAAUUUGAAUAA
Molecule: messenger RNA, 729 nt
Organism: Loa loa (African eye worm)
Lineage: Eukaryota; Metazoa; Nematoda; Chromadorea; Rhabditida; Onchocercidae
Exons: 5
Coding region: 1-729 (242 amino acids)
Biological process (GO): positive regulation of neuron differentiation
Cellular component (GO): nucleus
Source: RefSeq, a predicted model, not a curated record